AUGGAAGUUGACUAUAGAAAUGAUUUCAUUGUUCACCUCGACGAGGUCGACGAUAUACAAUUCAAGAGAAAAGGACCAAAGAUGAUAAAGAACUAUAUCUUGGGUGAGGUACUCGGUGAAGGUGCAUAUGAGAAGGGCAAGCUCUAUAUCAUAUACGAAUAUGUUGGUGGUGGAACUCUACAGAAUCUACUAGAGUCUUCACCAAACUCUAAACUUCCUCCCAUUCAAGCACAAAACAUCUUUAAUCAACUCAUCGAAGCAAUAGAAUAUAUACAUUCACAAAAAAUUUUACAUAGAGAUAUUAAACCAGAUAAUAUAUUAUUUACAAAUGACAGUCUGCUAAAGUUGACAGAUUUCGGUGUUUCAGAGGAUAGCUCGCUACUUGAUGAUUUCGAAUGUUUAUCAAGAAGCUAUGGUUCACCUGCUUUCCAACCACCUGAAUUAACAUCAUUUCAAAGAUCAUUUUCACCUUUUAAAAUCGACAUUUGGGCUAUGGGAGUCACUUUAUAUUUAAUGACAAUAGGUAGAUUCCCAUUCUCUGGUACAAAUAUGUAUAUGUUAUUUGAGAAUAUAUCAAGAUGUAAUAUAGAAUUCCCAGCUGAUAUCGAUAGAGAUUUGUGUGAUUUGAUCAAAGGUAUUCUUCAAAUCGACCACAAUCAAAGAUUUACUAUCAAUCAAAUUAAGAAUCAUAAAUGGUGUAAAAAAGAAUUAGAAUAUGAACCAUUCAUUCCAGUCUCUGCGGAAUCUAAAUUCGAUCCACUGGAGAUUGCUUAUGGUAAUGAUGAAGAUGAACUGAUCUUUGGAUACGAGAACGAUGUUUACCCACAGACACACCAUAUUCUCGCAGAGUCAAUACAUAUUCCAAAUAUUCCACCACCAACUAUCAGUUUGUACUCUGAGGAUCUUCAAACUGACAGCGAUCCCGAUGAUAAUGCAGAGAUUUCUCAACACGAUUUAUAUGAUGCUUCCAAAAAUCAAAAUUCUAUAGAAUCACCAAACAUCAACAUCAACAUCAACAACAACAAUAAUAAUAAUAAUAAUAAUAAUAAUAAUAAUAAUAACAACAACUCGAGUAACAAUGUAAAUAAUUUCAAUGAAGUCCAAGAAUCUGCAAAUAAUGAAAUAAUUGAUAGUUCAAACACAACACCAGCCAACAACUCCCCACAACCACCACUAAGAAACUCAAGUAAUAGAAGACCAAAAAUCACUUUUGAGUCACCUCAUAAUAAGAUAUCAAUUGAUAAAACAUUGAGAUGGAUCAAACUCAAUUUUCAACAUGUUUUAAUCGUGAAUUGUCUUUGUAGAGAAUAUUUUGUGAAAUAG
Messenger RNA from Heterostelium album PN500, 1323 nucleotides. RefSeq names its product putative protein serine/threonine kinase (gene lkb1). Gene Ontology annotation, biological process: protein phosphorylation. The record is from RefSeq and is a predicted model, not a curated record. The transcript is spliced from 6 exons. The coding region runs from base 1 to 1323 and encodes 440 amino acids. Gene Ontology annotation, molecular function: protein kinase activity; ATP binding. Lineage: Eukaryota; Evosea; Eumycetozoa; Acytosteliales; Acytosteliaceae.